CGGCGGGCUGUCCGCCAUAUUGCAAUGUUGUGCGGCGUCCGAUCCUCUUGAACAGUCAAAAUUCCAAAGAAGUACUAGUUCUCCGUGCGCUGUUAUGUCGUCCUACGCGAAACCAUUCACGCACUAGCCGUCCGGCGCCCGAUGCCACACCAAAGCCGGUGUGCUGUGUGACGUCUUUAAAGUGCAAGGGCGACUUUUUUUACAACUUUUAGGAAAAAUUCCGCGAAUGGUCCGUGUGGCUCCGGUUCUCGCGCUUUCUCUGAGUGUGUAUUUAUGCGCUGAAUUGGCGUUUUACGCCUUGCAAGUGUCGUCGAGGUGCCGAGGGACUCUCUCUAAAGCCAGCCUGCUAGCCCUAACGUCCGUUUGGGGCGGCAAAGGCGGCUUGUGCGAACGAUCAGGGCAACAAGGGAAGCAGUUUGGCAGCAGCAGGGGCCACCAGAUGCCUUUGCCCAGCAGGUCACGUGUCUACACAGAUGUCAACUCCCACAGACCGAGGGACUAUUGGGACUAUGAGUCACAUGUUGUUGAAUGGGGAGUUCAAGACGACUACCAGCUUGUCCGCAAGCUUGGUCGAGGGAAGUACAGCGAGGUGUUUGAGGCUAUUAACAUCACUAACAACGAGAAGUGUGUAGUCAAAAUAUUAAAGCCUGUGAAGAAGAAAAAGAUUAAACGAGAGAUCAAGAUUCUGGAAAACCUUCGUGGUGGGCCAAACAUUGUCACAUUGCAAGCAGUAGUCAAAGACCUUGUUUCAAGGACACCUGCCCUGAUCUUUGAACAUGUCAACAACACUGACUUCAAGCAGCUCUACCAGACGCUGACAGACUACGACAUUCGCUACUAUUUGUACGAGCUGCUCAAGGCAUUGGACUACUCCCAUUCUAUGGGCAUCAUGCAUCGUGAUGUCAAGCCUCAUAAUGUGAUGAUUGACCAUGAAUGCAGACGUCUGCGCCUGAUAGACUGGGGUCUUGCUGAAUUCUACCACCCUGGCCAAGAGUACAAUGUUCGUGUUGCAUCCCGGUACUUCAAGGGUCCGGAGCUGUUGGUGGACUACCAGAUGUACGACUACUCCCUGGACAUGUGGAGUCUGGGCUGUAUGUUAGCCUCAAUGAUCUUCCGCAGAGAGCCUUUCUUUCAUGGUCACGACAACUACGACCAGUUGGUGCGCAUUGCCAAGGUGCUAGGCACUGAGGAACUUUUUGAAUACCUUGAAAAGUACCAGGCUGAGCUUGACCCGCGUUUCAAUGAUAUCCUUGGAAGGCAUUCACGUAAACGGUGGGAGCGCUUUGUGCAUAGUGAAAACCAGCAUUUGGUAACCCCAGAGGCCCUGGACUUCUUGGACAAACUUCUUCGCUAUGACCAUCAAGAGCGUCUAACUGCCAGAGAAGCCAUGGAACAUCCUUAUUUCUAUCCAGUUUCUAAGGAGCAACAACAAAAAUUCAUGGACCGUCGGACGGCUCACAGUGGGUCACCUCCUCCUGUGUCUGCAGGCGGUGCUCCUGUGGGCUCCAAUGCCCUUGGCAUGCUCCCCACGUCACCGGUCACGUCACCCAGCGUUGCUGCACUGGGCAGCACCACCUCGACAUAGGGGGUCAAGGGUCACUAGAGCAGAUGUGCCCCGGAAAGUGGGCGCCUGCCGCUGGGAAGGCGGAAGGGAGCACCCGGCAUGCCCUGCUGGCCGGCCAGCGCUUAUUCACCAGAUGGCUUCUUCCUUCCCCUCUUCCCACCACCCGUGUCAACAGACCAGUCCCCGCACGGACUGCAACCAGGAGCGGCCCCCUAACUGAAGAAAAAACAGUAGUCUGUCAGGACCAGGGUGUGGGCUAGGCACCAACGCUUUCCUCCUUUUUCUCUUUCAACUGCCUCCUCGCCACCCUUUGGUUUCACCCCGUUUUGCUGCUGCCCUGUAAAGCUGAACCUGCCAUCUGUCAUGCCCCUUUUGUGUCUCUUGUCUGCACAUGUGAUCGAUCUUCGUACAGAUUGGGGGAAAUCUAGCUGUUGCAAGCAGUGUGGAGAGUGUGCAACUAAAGUGUAGAUGCAGGACUCUUUUUUUUUUUUUUUUUGCCCCCCCCCCCUCCUCCCUGUUGAGCCCUUGUUCACACCUUUAUUUGCCUCUCUGCUUCCUUUUUGUGCGCAUGACUGUUAUGCAACAUUUGCAGCCUUGCUUGUGAGAUGCCUGCCUUUCCAUCUUAAUUUUAAUUUUCUGUGCAUUCACAGCUUGGCUGCAAAUGUGCAGUAGUUAAGACUGCCUUUUUUUUGCGUGGUGGCUUUUCUUUUCUGUUUAUUUCUCAUGAGACUUCAAGAAAAAGAAAAACCAAGUUUUCAUUCUGCCAUCUUGAAAUGCUUAGCUAUUCCAUGCUGCACAGUGGUUCACACUCGCGCGUGACUGAUUCUCCCAUGUACGCAUUUUGUUUUCCCCGCCCCCUGAAUGUUCGAUCCAUUUCAUUUUGGUGUGUGCUUUGAUUGCGACGUGCAUCUGCCAGCUGGUGUGUGUGAUAUUGGCUUCAUAUGGUGGGAAGAUGAAGCAAGCAACAUCAAAUAAACUCUACCUUCAUUUUUUCCCCCCUGGUCACGGGUUGUAGGUUUUAACAUUUCCCAUGUCUGAUUUAUUUUAUUUGCGUGUGUGUGUGUGUUACACAGGGGUUGCAAGUGUUGUGAAAUGCUUUGUGUGUAGGCAAAAUGUCUUCAAGAGCUAGGCCAGUUCCAAAGAGUUUCUUGAAAGUGCCGAUGAGCUCGAGCUUCUGCCUAUGCUUUUUCCCCCACAGCUAUGCAGAUGCCGUUGCAAAGUCAAUGGGCAGCUGACAAUUGUUCAGACUUUUCUAAAGGACCUUUGCGAUCGUGAUGUGGUUAUAAUUUGCAACAUGUGCAGAUGUUUGCGCUUGGCUCAUGAAAUUGUGAAAAAGGACUUUGGCACUGACAUGCUGAACAGGACGAUGUUGUCCCUCUUGUGGUAUGAUGAAUAGAGUUUAGAACUCUUGUGAAAUUGAGGACAUUCGUACCCCUGCAAGAGUCCUGUCUGGUUUGUACCUGCCUUUAUUAAAUUGCAGUUACGUAAUCUA
This is a messenger RNA of Rhipicephalus sanguineus (brown dog tick), 3056 nucleotides long. RefSeq names its product casein kinase II subunit alpha (gene CkIIalpha). The record is from RefSeq and is a predicted model, not a curated record. Gene Ontology annotation, biological process: protein phosphorylation. Bases 227 to 1585 code for a protein of 452 amino acids. Lineage: Eukaryota; Metazoa; Arthropoda; Arachnida; Ixodida; Ixodidae. The transcript is spliced from 11 exons. Gene Ontology annotation, cellular component: nucleus; protein kinase CK2 complex; cytosol. Gene Ontology annotation, molecular function: protein serine/threonine kinase activity; ATP binding.